AUAUGGUUUUAAUAAAUACAUCAUUUAUUUUCAUUUUAAUAACAAUAAAGAAAAUAAACAGCUUGUUGCUUAUUCUUGAAUUUAUGAUGUCAAAAUUAUUAUACUUAACAUUAACAAAUCAUGUCGGUGUUUUCCUCAAGUAAUUACUAAGUAUAAGUUGUGCUAGCUAGGACUAAGCAAUUAGCAUUUGGAUUAAGAUUGUAGGACAAAAUGACAACACAUAAAGAUGGAGUUAAGCGAGAUAUCACAGACAUGGCUAUGGGUGGAUUGGCAGCGAUGUUUGCAACUAUAUUUACAAACCCAAUAGAAGUUGUCAAGACUCGGCUUCAAUUGCAAGGGGAGCUUGUAUCCAAGGGCAAGCAUGCUAUACAUUAUAAGAAUGUACCACAUGGAUUAUAUGUCAUAGCAAGAACAGAAGGACUCAUAGCUUUACAAAGUGGACUACCAGCCAUGUUGGGAUUUCAAUUCUUUCUGAAUACAUUUAGAUUAGGAGUCUACCGUAUAUGUGAUAGGAGAGGUCUAAUUACAAAUUCAGAUGGUCACACGUCAUUUGUUUGUGGGGCACUAGCAGCAGGCAUUGGAGGAGGCAUGGGGUCUAUUGCUGGAACUCCUUUCUUUCUAGUAAAAACCAGAUUACAGGCACAAGCUUCUAAGACCAUUGCUGUUGGACAUCAACAUCAGCAUAGUGGCACUUGGAAUGCAUUGACACAUAUAUUCCACCGAGAAGGGGUAAAAGGUCUAUUUCGCGGUGUGGGCCCCCAAAUUCCCCGUGGUGCAGUUGGUAGUAGCUCACAAAUGGUCAGUUUUGCAUAUGCAAAAGAAUGGUUAAAGGAUCAUAACUUAUGCAAGUCGCCACUACUUCUAUCAUUUAUGGGUGCCAAUCUAGGUGGCAUUGUGAUGACUCUUUGUUUAAACCCUUUUGAUGUCAUGGCCACUAGACUUUCAAAUCAACCGGUGGAUGCCCAAAACCGUGGUACACUAUAUAAAGGUAUGGGAGAUUGCUUCAUUAAAAUACUUAAAUCUGAAGGGGCUGGAGCAUUCUACAAGGGCAUUGAAGCAAAUUAUAUGAGACUUGGCCCACACACAGUGCUUUUAUUGGUUUGUUGGGACCAACUUAAAAUAUUAGAAGAAUACAUAAGAUGAUAAUAGAUGAAGAUGUUUAUUUUGUUAACUAAUUUUAAGAUUGACCAUGCUUUCUAAGUUAUAUAUACUUCUUUUAAUAAUUUGAUUAAAUUUAUUUUUAUUAUAUUUCAAAGGCAAGAAAGAGACCAUUAAAAUGGCAUGUUGUAUUUUUUUAUUCUUUAUAUUUAAUUUUUAUCUACCCUACUUGAGUAGUUGUUACGAUUUAAUAUAAACUUUUGUUAGAUUUGGGUUUUUAAAAUAUGUCAUUUAUUUGAUUACCUAUUUAAGUACAUACUUUUUAU
Molecule: messenger RNA, 1424 nt
Organism: Pieris rapae (cabbage white)
Lineage: Eukaryota; Metazoa; Arthropoda; Insecta; Lepidoptera; Pieridae
Product: solute carrier family 25 member 35
Exons: 4
Coding region: 211-1143 (310 amino acids)
Source: RefSeq, a predicted model, not a curated record